AUGCUCAACCUCUGGAACGCCUACGUCGACCUCGAACUUCCGUGUAUUCUGCCGUUGCUGAAAAUGCAAAUGGCCGGGCUGAUUUUGGACGUCGACCGAUUCAGGCAGCUUCAUUGUAAAGUGAACACGAGGAUUGCGGUCAUCGAGCGACAAGCAUUUUCCUUAGCUGGUCGGGUCUUUCAGCUCUCAUCAUACGGGGACGUGAGGAAAGUGUUAUACUCAGACCUCGGGUUACCCCCCGACGGUGACCCGUCCAUUGUUAACUUACACCGCACCGGUAGUAACCAUCCCCUGCGCUACAGUACGGCAAAAUGCGUCCUUGAAAAGCUGUCCAAGUAUCACCCGUUGCCUCAAAUGAUACUCGAGUGGCGCCGGCUGCACGUGCUCCUCAGCAACCUCAGUCCGUUACUCGGUUUGGCGAAGGAGUACAGCGGCGAAAGACGUAUGUUUCGCAUAUCUGGAGCGUAUGAUCGGUUCACGGCCACCGGCCGAAUUCUCAUAUGCGGUACGAACAUGCAGACGACGCCCAGGACAUUCGAGAGCUGCGAUGAAGUGAACGAGUUCAACGCGCGGUCUUUGUUCGUUGCUCCUCAAGGAUUUGUUUUGUUGUCGUCGGACUUCGCCCAGCUGGAGCUCCGAAUAGCUGCCCAUCUGUCUGAUGACCACCAGCUGAUCAGCGAUCUAAAUAACAGUGUGGACGUAUUUGAUGUGAUUGGUUCUUGCCUCUUUCAGUCGUCGUCGAAGUCAGCCGACGAACGCCGACAGCGCGCAAAAAAAGUAGGUUUAGAUAUUCAUCAAGUUGGUGUAUGAAA
Molecule: messenger RNA, 812 nt
Organism: Soboliphyme baturini
Lineage: Eukaryota; Metazoa; Nematoda; Enoplea; Dioctophymatida; Soboliphymatidae
Source: the annotation of a GenBank genome assembly